ACCUCUUCCUGUCAUACCGCACAGUUUCUAACCUAUCGAAGUGUCCAAUACGUCUAACAGUAUCAAAUUUGAUCCUUUCGGGGUAGAAAUUAUAUGAAAAUUUUUUUAACAAUUUCCUAACCUCCAAUUUCGAGUGUUAGGUGCUACGUUGCACACUAAGAAUAAUUAACAAUUUAUUUGUGAAGUGUAAAAAUAUACCAAACGACUCCCAAGUCAUUCACAUUCGUUCCAUUAUCAUUGUUUUUAAUUUUUUUUCUGGUAAGGUAGCAAGCACUAUAGUAUAAAUAAUAGUAUAGUGCGACUGGAGUUGUGAGUUGGUUGAGUUAACUUAUUGGUGUGUUGACUGAUCACUUCGGACUAUGCCACCCAUCUGAAGUGACCACGCUUCGAUCCUAGAUCGAAUAAACCAAAAACCAUAAUGGAUCAUCUUCACACAAUGCCGAACAAGAGCGAGGAGGAGAUGACCCCUGAGGAACGGAUGAGAGCCGAGCAUAUAAGGUUACACCAAUUGCACAAGGGCCAUGAAUCGAUGCACGCAGAGAUGUUACUUAUUUUGUUAGUAACUUUGGUUGUUGUCCAAGUAAUUCUAAUUGAGUGGAAGAAAAGGCAUUUUAAAUCGUAUCAGUUUGUUACAUUGAUAGGUGUGUGGCUCAUACCAUUUGCAAUGUGUCUGAGGAACUUCUGGUGGAGGUUCAUCUUUUUCUGGCUGUUAUUCUCUUGUAUAACAGGACUCGUUGUUAGGAAAGCCCUUCAACGACCCAUUCGAGGAACUACACCCAGAUUAGUGUAUAAAUGGUUCUAUUUUAUUUAUCGAUUAAGUUACGUCCUGGGUAUAAUUGGAUAUUUAAUAGCCGUCGCCACAUUUUUCGGAUUAAAUCUAGUCUUCGAUACUAAGGCACCUGUUUGGAUGGACUGCGGCUUGAUGUUUUUAUUUUAUGGACUUUAUUUUGGAGUUUUGGGGCGUGAUAUUGCGGAAAUAUGCGCUGAUAAAAUGGCAUGCCACAUUGGGUACUAUGCACCCAAAAGUAUGCCAACCAGAACUCUAGAUCCAGGAGUCUGUGCUGUAUGUGGUAACAAACUUCUCGUCUCAGAACACGAGGAAGGUGUCAUAGAAAACACUUAUAAGUUGAGCUGCGACCAUGUGUUCCAUGAAUUUUGUAUAAGAGGUUGGUGCAUCGUUGGUAAAAAGCAAAUGUGCCCGUACUGCAAGGAAAAAGUUGAUCUCCAGAAGAUGUUCUGCAAUCCAUGGGAGCGACCACACGUGUUAUUCGGUCAAUUACUCGAUUGGCUGCGAUGGUUAGUGGCCUGGCAGCCUUUAAUAUUGUUACUAGUUCAAGGUAUCAAUUGGACGUUUGGUCUCGAGUAAGUAAGCUGUUAAACUGAGACAAGGAGCACCCCACUGUGUCACUUUUCACUCACACAAACUGGAAUCAAUUACCGGGAACUUCAAUUAAUUUUUCUAAGAUAAUUUCUCCACUCGUCUGGUGCAUUAUAGAGAGAUCACGUAGGAUAAUUUCAAAGAUUCAUUAUAUUCCGUUGAAACGCGAAGGUUUACGACAUUCUCAACUGGGGAAAUUUCCUUUUUGCCAUCGGGAUUACUCUACGAAGGAUCAAAAAGUUUCAUCAGUUGGCAAUAAACAUAUAUCACUUUUUCAUUGAUUCAAACAGCCUAUUUCACGUUACUAAAAGAAAAAAAAAUGUUUUCUGUAUCAGAAAUAUCUGCAGUCUACAAAUUCUAUAAUUCAUAUAUUCGUACCAUUCCCGCAUCUGAUUUUUUGCAAAAUUGAAUAAUGAAAUUAGACCUAGUCAGAAUUGAAUAAUUGCUUAAGGGAGAAUCGCAGCGAAAUUAAAAAAUUUCGGAACAAUUAGAGACGGUCGGUAAAAAAAUAUGUUGUAGGUGAAAAAAAAUGUUAAAAUGGUUGAAAUUUGUAAGAACGUCAAAUCAUCAAAUUUAAAUAAUAAGUAUACGAUUUUAAUAAUUUGGCCCUUGAGGACCACAAAAUCGGAGUGUUUAACUUUUUUUUCUGUCUACAACCCAGUUAAUUUUUCUGAUCGUCGGCAUAAGACCCAGAGAAUUAAAAAUUUAACAAAAGACUUCCCGUAAUUAGAAACAUUGUCUGCGUGAGCUCUUGGCAUAGUGUUUUGUUUGGGAAUUGUUAUUCUAUAUUUAUGGAAUAAAUAAUUAUCGGAGGAAGCACAUAGCUUUGGACACGAGUUUCGUUUUCCCUCAAAAUUAAGUAAAUAUUACGUCAGAAUAAAUUAAUGUUCGCCUUUUAUAGGUAUCAAAUUAAAUGUAUAACUGCAAUUUUUCAAUUAAUAUAAAAUUUAUAUUCACAAUUUCAAUAGCAAAGCGGUAAAACGGGCUAAAUAAAUUUUUAAUUUGGCCGGAUUUUAGGCCUUGAUUUAUCAGACGAUACUAUAGUAUUUGAAUUUUUCUUAUUAAUUUGUACGUUCGUUGUAAUUUGUUAUUGUCUUCGUAAUUAAUUAUUUGCCCAUAAAAUAAAAUUGUGAGAAGAAUGUUGUGAAAAAUAAGAGUUGUAUAUACACUGUAACUAAUGGAAACCACCAUUUAUACGUGAAAUAUGACAUAGAUUGUAUUAUAAAAAAUUAAGAUUUAAUGAAAAUAAAAUAAUGCGCAGUAUUGAACAGAGCUAACAA
Messenger RNA from Diachasmimorpha longicaudata, 2658 nucleotides. RefSeq names its product E3 ubiquitin ligase Rnf121. Gene Ontology annotation, cellular component: endoplasmic reticulum membrane; Golgi membrane. The transcript has 7 exons. Lineage: Eukaryota; Metazoa; Arthropoda; Insecta; Hymenoptera; Braconidae. The coding region runs from base 419 to 1366 and encodes 315 amino acids. Gene Ontology annotation, molecular function: ubiquitin protein ligase activity; metal ion binding. The record is from RefSeq and is a predicted model, not a curated record.